Molecule: messenger RNA, 781 nt
Organism: Beta vulgaris subsp. vulgaris (sugar beet)
Lineage: Eukaryota; Viridiplantae; Streptophyta; Magnoliopsida; Caryophyllales; Amaranthaceae
Product: V-type proton ATPase subunit e2
Exons: 4
Coding region: 177-389 (70 amino acids)
Biological process (GO): proton transmembrane transport
Cellular component (GO): proton-transporting V-type ATPase, V0 domain
Molecular function (GO): proton-transporting ATPase activity, rotational mechanism
Source: RefSeq, a predicted model, not a curated record
AUUCAAGACAAAAAAAAGAACAGCCCAUAAAGCCAAACUACUACGAAGCAACGAAGUAGCGGACAUUUGAUCGCAGAUCACACCAGGUGUAUAAAUCAAAUUGAAGUUGUUAGUUAUUAUUUGGCGUUUUAAUUGAUCGUAUUAUCUCAAUUCGAUUGAAGUUUGAGUGAAAAAAGAUGGGUUUUAUGGUUACAACCCUAAUUUUCGCUGUGAUCGGGGUUAUUUCUUCUCUUUUUACGAGAAUUUGCUUUAAUCGUGGACCUUCUACCAAUCUGUUUCACCUAACAUUGGUUAAUACAGCAAUAGUUUGCUGCUGGAUGAUGUGGGCUAUUGUAUAUCUUGCGCAGAUGAAGCCGCUCAUCAACCCGAUACUGAGUGAAGGGGAGUAAACUUGGUUUGUGGACAAUUAUCAGAAAUAGUGCUUCUCAUGUUGUUAGACAUGUAAUGGCAUUACCAUUUUGCAGAUUGAAGCCCCUUAUUACCAUUUUCAAUUAGUUUAUGGGCCAUUGUAUAUCUUGUGCAGAUGAAGCCCUUCAUUGUUUUGCAGAAUUUCAGAGAAACUCAUAUUGAGAGUCUUGUAUUGGCAGCGAUAUCUCAUGUGGAUUUGUAUGUAACUUCCUUAUUGCAGGGAACAUCGAUGUUUCUCAUUUUAUUUUUUAGUUCUUCCUUUGUAUUUAUUGCACUAUCCUACUGUUUGAUUUGACAAAGGUUCUUUGUGGAUGAAAUAAUAAUAAAGUUGGUGGAACACAACGAUCAAUAAGUACUUGUAAUCAAUCUACUA